Pararge aegeria (speckled wood butterfly) is the source of this 4725-nucleotide messenger RNA. RefSeq names its product protein neuralized (gene neur). The transcript is spliced from 3 exons. The coding region runs from base 200 to 2053 and encodes 617 amino acids. NCBI's taxonomy places the organism in Eukaryota, Metazoa, Arthropoda, Insecta, Lepidoptera, Nymphalidae. Gene Ontology annotation, molecular function: ubiquitin protein ligase activity. The record is from RefSeq and is a predicted model, not a curated record.
GCGAGCGGACGUCUAUCGCGUCGCGUACAUCAUUCAAAAAUCGUUAACGUCGUCGUAACUAAUCACGCGUUGAUAAUAAAUUAAAAUUAAUCGAAGUGCAAUCGUGACUUUAAAAAUCGUGCUAUACGUGUUUCGUGAGUGGAUAUGUUCUGAGGGAUACAUUUCGAUAUUUCCGAGUUGUAUUUGGAAAUCCUGACCGAUGAUGGGCGUUAGUAGCUGCAUGAGCAUGCGGCAGGUCCGCACUGGCUGCCACUGCCCCGCCUGCCCCAGGGCUUCGGGCCACGGCCUCCAGGUGCCGCCACAAACCCUCGUGCUGCCCCCGAUGGCACUGGAGCCGGAAACCACCCCAGUGAAGGACAAAAAGGGAUCCAAGAUGAAGGUCCUCAAGAAAAUUAAAAGGAAAAUUGGUUUAGCUCCCCGCACGUCGUGCACCGGCGGUGCGCCCAACAAUCUUCCGCCGCUCAGCUUCCACGCCGUGCACGGUGAGAACGUGCGCGUGUCGCGCGACGGUAGCACCGCCCGUCGCGUCGAGUCCUUCUGCAAGGGUGUGGCAUUCAGCGCGCGCCCCGUGCGCGUCAACGAGAAGGUUUGCAUCCGGUUCGUGGAGAUAUCGAACAGCUGGAGCGGCGUCAUCCGCUUCGGCUUCACCACCAACGACCCCACCGGCCUGGCGCACGCGCUGCCCAAGUACGCGUGCCCCGACCUCACCAACAAGCCGGGCAACUGGGCCAAAGCGCUCGGCGAGCGCUUCUGCGAGAAGGACAACGUGCUGCACUACAGCGUGAACUCGGCCGGCGACGUGCACUUCGGCGUCAACGGCGAGGACAAGGGGCUGUUCUUCUCGGGCGUGGACACGCGCAGUCCGCUGUGGGCGCUCGUGGACGUGUACGGCAACUGCACGGCCGUGGCCUUCGCCGACCCGCGCGCGCCGCGCCGCGACCCCGACGCGCUGCUGCGCGGCCUGCGCGCGCUCAGCGUGGCCGACCCGCCCCCGCGCGCCGACCUGCCCGCGCCGCGCCACGCGCUGCCGCUGGCGCCGCUGCCGCUGCACCGCACCCGCGGCCGCAACGUGUGCGAGGCCAACGAGCGCGGCGAGGCGGCGCGCGCCGACGCCGAGUUCUGCCAGGGCUACGUGUUCUCGGCGCGCCCGCUGCGGCCCGGCCAGACCGUGGUGGUGCAGAUCCUGGCCACGGACGAGUCGGCGUGCGCCUUCGCGGGCAGCCUGGCCGUCGGGCUCACGUCCUGCGACCCGGCGGCGCUGCGGCCCGGCGAGCUGCCCGACGACGCCGAGCAGCUGCUGGACCGGCCCGAGUACUGGGUGGUGAAGCGCGACGCGGCCGACGGCUUGCGGCGCGGCGACGAGCUCGCCGUCACGCUCACGCCGGACGGCGAGGUGCGCGUGAGCCGCAACGGCGCCGCGCCCGCGCCCGCCAUGCACGUGGACCACUCGCUGCGCCUGUGGGCCUUCGUGGACAUCUACGGCGCCACCACGCGCGUGCGGCUGUGGCGCUCGCAGGCGCCGUCGCCGCCGCCGCUGCGACUGUGCGCGCCGGGCGCCGUGCUGGUGGUGAGUCUGCCGCCCUCGCACUACGACACCCGCGCGGCGCCCGCCGGCCCGCCGCCCGCGCACUACGAGCCCCGCGCGGCUCCGACCGGCCCGCCGCCCUCGCACUACGAGGCCCGCGCGGCGCCCGCCUGCCCGCCGCCGGCGCCGUACGAGCCGCGCGCGGCGCCCGCCGGGCCGCCGGCGCCCUACUCGGCGCCCGCCGGGCCGCCGGCGCCCUACUCGGCGCGCGCCGCCGGCCGAAGCGCCGAGGCGUGCGCGUCCAGCAGCCAGAACUCGUGCAACGAGCAGCUGGCGCCGGGCGAGCGGCGCGCGGGCGCGGAGUGCACCAUCUGCUACGAGCAGCCGGUGGACAGCGUGCUGUACAUGUGCGGCCACAUGUGCAUGUGCUACCGCUGCGCCGUGCAGCAGUGGCGCGGCAAGGGCGGCGGCCAGUGCCCGCUGUGCCGCGCGCAGAUCAAGGACGUCAUCCGCACCUACAAGUCGUGAAGCGCGCGCGCCCCCGCGGCCCAGCGCCGAGCGGCCGAAGCGGGUCUUUAGCUCCUCAGCAUUUAGGCGGUGGCGACGGAGAAGUUAUGAGUGAUGGGUAAUUUCGCCCCGCUCAGUGGGCUAUCACUGUCAAACUCGAGGACUUGUUGAUUACAUUGAGGCAAGGUAAAUUUCGACCGAUGACGAGAGGCGGCUUCGGGCGAGUCUUGUGAUUGGUUACGAGUCGACCGCAUAUGAUCACGGUCUUAACCUUGCCGCCGAAGAUCCUUUGACAGCAGUACAUGUAAACGUGUAAAACAAAGUGAUGUAAUUUUUGACAGUGACAGAUCAGUUCGGGAACUGCGUAUGAGUGAAUGCAACUUAUUUGAAUGGAAACGAAACUUAGCUUAAGAUUAUAAAUAUGCCAAAAAUACAUUCGGAAGCGGAUUACAUUGACGUUAAAUAAUAUAAUACUUGGUAGUAGCGAAUAGAGUUUGUAAAUAGUAGUUAACUUUAAUCGUGGUUAAUUUUAACUGUACAAAGUGAAAACUCCACCAUUUAAUUUAAUUUUGGAAUCGAUGAGGGCGGCUUAGACCACGCUACCGCGACACUUGUUGACAGAAUAUCUAAAGCGCACUAAACACUGGUGAAGUGUUUGAAGUGCGAUUUUGGGCGUAGCGUGUUAUAAGUGUGUAAUAUGGGCUGUUAUACGUAGAAUUAUUGACACUUAUUGUAAUAUAUCGUGCGUUGGAAUGAGUAUAGCAAUAAUAUAUAACGCGUAUAUUUAGUUUACGAAGGCGAACUUGGAUAUAGUGCUUUUAAUUUAAAAUACACUGAAAAAGGCGGGUACUCGCCACGCCACGUAAAGCCAACACGAAGUCUUAAUCAAAUUUUAAUAGUUCCGAAUUAACGCAAAGAGAUUAAUUAGUCUAAAAAUACUAUAAGAUUUCAUUUGUCUCAACAAAAGUGGCGUGUCAUGUUACUCAUGGCUUUAUCGUGUGUAAUAUUUAUCUAUGAUUUCAUUAUUCCUUUCAAAUAUUGAUGCUUAACAAUUCAUAUGAAAACUUGACAAUAGAUAACUAUAUUUUGUGACUUGGAGAUCGCUGUAACAUUAAUUUUAAACCAUAGUGCUAUGAUAGAAACGACCUCAGAACUUUUCAACGAUAGUGGAAAGAAAUAAUUAAAGUAUUACAUACAAAUAUAUAAUUAGAAAGACAUAUACGUAUCCUCCAUAAUUAUUAUGUGUACCAAUUAAUUGUAAUUAUAUGUAUUUUGUAACCUGACUGUAGUUUUUAAGUUAAAUAAAAAGCUGUCAAAAUUUGUCAAUUAGUACGGACGACUGAAUGUCUUGACAGUUUAAUGCCAACUCUAAUGACGUAGUAACAUAUGUGUUUCUGGUUCUGUGUGACAUUGAAGUAGCACCAAUUUAGACGACUGUCCAUUCUUGACUUUUUCAAAUUAUAAAAUUAGAUUGUUUUUAAAACCAUUGCGCAAAUAAUAUUUAUUUUGCAAAUCCCUUGUGCAGUAUGGCCGUAUACAUAUGUAGGAACCUGUUGUGAUAUAUGAUGCAAAUAACCCAAAGCUUGUUGAGAUUCCCAUACUCCUGUCUUGCGUUUUUGUCCAGCAACUCGCUGUCCGUCCAUUGGUUAUCUUUGCAUCUUUCCAUCUUCUGCUGCACUGAUGCUGUUUUCCAGUCCGGGAACGGCUCCAAAACCUUUGGUCCUUUUUGCAGCUCAUUUAGUUGUACCUGAAACUUGGAUUGUUUUAUAGAUUUAUAUUUUAUCACGUACUCACGUACUGUAUGGCUUAGCUUUCAUAUAAAUUUGUUUGUAAACAACGAAAUUUCUUUAAAUAACUUUCAAGAAGUAUAAUUUUAAUGCCACAUAGAAUCAGUGCUGAUCGAAUAUUGACAUGUAACGUAUACCAUGAUAGGAAUUAUAAUUGAGUUGUCAUUAUAUUGUGACAGUUGAUGUAAGAGACGCGAAACUGUAAUGCGAGUAGUAUCUGCUAGGUGUUGAUAUAAGCGCUAGUGUUCCUAAGGUAUCCAUAUUUGUAGGACUGGCCGUGUAGAAGUGAUUGCAGGAUUUAUCCCACUUCUGAUAUGAAUAAUUCUGUAUAUGUUUAUCUGUAUUAAGUCAUAUACACUCAAUAAACUCAAACUGUUUGAACAAUAUCUUAUCAGAUUUUGAUAAGAUUUUAAACUUAAAAUCUAUCUAGAUAUUUUGAAACAUGAAAACUGCAUUUAAACAUUAAAUAACAAUAAUAUUAUAAUUGUACUAAAAUGUAUCUAUAAAUUAUAAGAUGAAUCGUGCAAUCCGUUAUGUAUGUAUAUGACAUUAGGCUGCAAAAUCCGAACGUCCAGGUGAAAAGAGAUAGAUAUACACAAUCGGUGAUAGUUCGUAAUGCAUUUAAUAUUAACUUAUUAAAAAUAUAUUUGUUUUCUAUGCGACGCGAAGUGUGAACAACGAUCAGAAACAUAUUAUAAUGUGUAAUUUCGUGUACCUUUCAAGCAUAACAUGAUAAAUUAUGGUUUAUUCUGGUACACAUACCAACCAAUCGGUUGAUUCACCAAUACCUGUUUAAGGCCUCAGUUUUGAGUUUUAUGUUAUAGGACCAAAAGCAUAAUUUUCCAUAUUUUUUCCAGCUUAGUAGUAGCUUGACACUCGACAUAUCUAUGAUUUGUAUGAAGUUAC